This is a messenger RNA of Sodiomyces alkalinus F11, 595 nucleotides long. RefSeq lists its product as hypothetical. The transcript is spliced from 5 exons. The record is from RefSeq and is a predicted model, not a curated record. The coding region runs from base 1 to 471 and encodes 156 amino acids. Lineage: Eukaryota; Fungi; Ascomycota; Sordariomycetes; Glomerellales; Plectosphaerellaceae.
AUGUACGCGAACAUGAUCACCAGAUACAGCCGCAGUGCUUCUGGUUGGCCGAAUUCUACUUGCAGGACAUCACACGCCGACCUGCGAAACAGGCCGCAGAUCGCAAGGCCGCAUCGAAAGGGCGGUGGUGAUGGUGGUGGUGAUGGUGGUGCCGAUCUCGCCUAUUCAUCUUCUUCCGAUCCAGCAGACGAUCGCAUCGGACUAGCGUCAUCAACCCACAAAAUAAAACCAGAUCCUGGCCCGCUUGCACUGCGGGCCCCCAACACAACAACACCAUGUUACAACCUCCAACCGCCUGUGCGAGAGAGCGCCGCAGCCCUGUACGAGAAGGGAGGACACCUUCGUGGCUUGCCGGGCAAUUCGAAUAGCGGCUGCGUGGAGAAACGAGAUUGGACCACGAAAAGAAACCUCUCCAAGUCCGGGAACGACGUAAUAACUUCGUACCUCCCACCACCACCGCAGAGCGCUUGAUCGGCUUUUUGUGGACUAUCGGACGUGGAUGAGACAUGCUUCCGACAUUAACGCGCGCAGGUCGGCAAUACAACAUACAACGUAACGUACGUAUGACUCUGGCCAGACGCCAGUUGCUAUCACG